This is a messenger RNA of Aspergillus campestris IBT 28561, 1954 nucleotides long. Its product is annotated as ribosomal N-lysine methyltransferase. The coding region runs from base 173 to 1471 and encodes 432 amino acids. NCBI's taxonomy places the organism in Eukaryota, Fungi, Ascomycota, Eurotiomycetes, Eurotiales, Aspergillaceae. Gene Ontology annotation, biological process: peptidyl-lysine monomethylation. Gene Ontology annotation, molecular function: protein-lysine N-methyltransferase activity; protein binding. The transcript is spliced from 6 exons. The record is from RefSeq and is a predicted model, not a curated record.
GCAUGUAGUAUUUUGUGGGCACUAUUUAUCUUGUUGAUGUUCUUUGACAUCUCCGCCAAUAUCUGCAUGUCAUUUCCGACGAUCCACUUUCCCCAAUUCGGACAACGACAGCACAGCUGUGUAGCCUCAGCCAUCCAUCUCUCGCACCUCUCUCUCCCUCCAUCACCACAAAAUGGCAAUCACUUCCCUAGGAGAUGAACACGAAGCCUUCACGCAAUGGGCUAUCUCCAAAGGCGUGCAGAUCAAAGGCAUCGCCCCGGCCCAUUUCCCCGGUCGACGUCUUGGCAUGAUCGCCAACAGGACGAUCAAGGAGAAUGAUGUGAUGCUCAGCAUUCCCCGGACAGCAAUGCUAACCAGGGACUCCAUUCCCUCAUCAUUCGUAGAGCAAUUCCCCAAAGACACACCCAACCACGGAAUUCUAGCCGCAUUUCUCACCCACGCAGACAAAGACACUCUACAGGACAUCGACCCCUGGCGCAAAGUAUGGCCCUCCUUCCGCGACUUCCAAGACACCAUCCCCCUCCUAUGGCCGGACCGUCUGCGCACAUCCAGCUCCACAUCAUGGUCCGGUCCCUCAUUACUCCCGCCGUCCAUCUCCGGCCGGUGGAACACGUUCCGCAAGACGCCUGCAGGCGCGGACUACGAGUCGACGUACCAGAAUCUGCUGCCGCAGCAGGAAAAGCGCUUCCGGAAUUCUUGGGAGUGUGUUGUCUCCGCGUUUCCUGGGACUGAUCCUGAUGCGUUCGCGUAUUACUAUCACAUUGUCAACUCGAGGAGCUUUUAUUAUGUUUCUUCGCUGGGCGAGGAGCCUGAGGAUUGGAAUGAUGCGGUGGGGAUGGUUCCUUUUGCGGAUUAUUUUAAUCAUGUGGAUGAUGCGCCCUGCGAUGUUCGUUUCGAUGGGGAGAAGUAUACGUUUAGGGCGACGAGGCAGCAUGAAAAGGGCGAAGAAGUGUAUAUGAGCUACGGACCGCACUCAAAUGACUUCCUACUAGUCGAAUACGGCUUCUGCCUAGACGACAACGAAUCCGACUCUAUCUACCUCGACGACAUUAUCUUCCGCGAGCUCACAUUAUCACAAAAGACAGAACUAGCCUCUCAAGAACUCUUUGGCAACUACGAAAUAACAUCCGCAGGCCCAACAUCCAUAGUUCAAGCAGUCGCCUGUCUAAAAUACAUGCGCAAAGACCCCUGGAGGAAACACCUCCGCGACAAGACAGGCUCCAACCCACCCACCACCGCCCGCAUCAUCAACGGCUGGAUCGAGGCUUAUCUCAAAGAAUGCACCACUACGAUCGGCAUCAUAGAGACUAUGCUUGAUCAGUCUAAGCUACCUUCCCCAGGAUUCACACCCGAGUUCGGCUCCGAACAGUGGGAGCAGGAGAGGCUCGCGAUGCUGCUCUCUAGGUGGAGGCAAAUCGAGCGGUUGUGUGAGAACGCCCGCGCUGCUCUUCUCGGAACAGCUCGUCCUUGAGUUUCAGCGCAACCCUUGCCUUUUCAAGGGAGGGUCGAGAUCAUCGGUGUUUCUCGUGCUUGGGUUUUUCUCCCUCCGCCAUCCUCUUCAAUCUCUAAGAAACCAUUUGAACCGUCGGACCCAUCCUACGUACUGGAGAAUCACGUAAAAAGAAAAACGUUACACGUCAAUAUGGACAACAUGCCUCGAUGGCGUUAGGGAUACACGAACGACAAAGAAAUACUACUUCCUCCAGCUGCAUCCACCACAACAGGAACAGAAUACAGCAAUUUACGACGGACCAGCUACAACACUACAUCUACAUCUACAUCUACACAAAGAUAAGCACAAAUUCGGUAAAACAAAUAUAUACCCUUCAAUAAACAAUCACCAUCUAUCCUAUCCUAUAAAUCAACCCGUCCUAGUCCUAGUAUGUCCAGUCCAUUCCAUUCCACUGCAAUCCAGAUGUAUAAUGCAGGUGCAUGUACCCCUUCCCCCAAAUUC